This is a messenger RNA of Anopheles funestus (African malaria mosquito), 3269 nucleotides long. RefSeq names its product elongation of very long chain fatty acids protein 7-like. Gene Ontology annotation, biological process: very long-chain fatty acid biosynthetic process; fatty acid elongation, polyunsaturated fatty acid; sphingolipid biosynthetic process. The transcript is spliced from 6 exons. NCBI's taxonomy places the organism in Eukaryota, Metazoa, Arthropoda, Insecta, Diptera, Culicidae. Gene Ontology annotation, molecular function: fatty acid elongase activity. The record is from RefSeq and is a predicted model, not a curated record. The coding region runs from base 1510 to 2787 and encodes 425 amino acids. Gene Ontology annotation, cellular component: endoplasmic reticulum membrane.
UAGUAGAAAUCGCUAGCUAGUUAGUGUUGAAAAUAGGUUGCAAGACUGAAACAAUCAGAUGUUAAAAUUAAUUAUUAAAAAUCUUUUUCUGAAAGCACUUAAAGACACUUUUCACAUUCUUCCCACAAAGGGGUUGAUAGGGCGAUCGCGGGUGGGGAUGGAAUAGGCACGAUCAGCAUAAGGUUUUGCAUGUAUGGGCAGUGUGGCCGGUGGUUGCCUAAUGAUCGACCACCCGGUUACACACCACAAUGGAUCGCUGCCCUACUACGACCACUAUACACUAGCUUCACUGUCUCCGAAGGACAAUCGCUGAAACUUGGACGAACUUGCGUUGAUCUCACCAACCAAAGCUCUUUUCCCUCUCUCCCUCUAUCACACACAAACACAUAGAGACAUACCAACUCCAUUCGAUCUUCGAUUCGGGCGAGCUUUCGCUUCUCGGGCAUCUCGGGUCGAACAUCAUCAACAAAUCACAUAUUUGUUGUCUAACGAACGCGUACCGCUUUGGCGGUGUGCGUUUUGCUUACAGACCCCUUAGAUCCAAACCCCGGGGUGGUGGAUGGCUCGCGAAAGCUUUGUAUUUUGUCACACCGUGCCAGCGUUACCGUUUGCGCGGACGGAUCUUUGUGUGCGUCCGUAAGGAAUCGUUUCGUGCAGCAGCCACCGAUCGAUCGUGUACAUCUCUGUCGCAAGAUCGUCUAGCACGGCUGUUACCGCAUCCGCACCGGUGCGACCACGGCGUGUAAGAGGAAGGGAGGGUUUUUGGGGUGGGCCCUGCCAAAUUUUUCCGUUUUCGGUGACAGACCGAGCUAGAGCCGAUUUUGUUUUUUUUUUUUGGUUUGUUGUGGGGAGUAGCAACACCCGAAGGAGUUGCGCUACGGUUCGUACCGCUGGUCAGUUGCUGGUGUUUUGUCGUGUGGGACGGUCGAGUCGCGCGAUCGUUUUGAUUUUGCUGGGUACCGUCCACAGCAUGCCGUCCAUCGAUCGGUUACGGUGACUUUUCAAAGGAAGAAGAAACAAAAAGGAAGAAGAAACACGGAUAUCAGUGGGUGCGUUUUCCUGUUUGUGUUUGUAUGUGGGUACGUUGGAGUGUGUGUGAUCGGUCCCCGAUUUUUAUUUUGUUGGUAGAUAACAUAAAAGAUGUCCAGCUCGACUGUUACGUAUGGGAUGGACUUUAUUAGACAACAACUAGGUCAACGCAAAUGUUGAACAAAAUAUAGGCCAAUCGUCCUAUAUGCUUUCUACGAGCAAAAGUUCAAAGUGUAUCUUCCUUCGGUCGGUGAUUUUUAUCGAAGCGAUCGCUACGCUAGGGGCUUUCAAAGUGACCAAAUUUGCCCCUUAAAGUUAGCCCCGAAAAUCUAUCGAAAACGGGUGACUUACAGGGCAUACUGGAAGAACAUCCACGGGGCAGCAAGAGAAAAAAGAAACAAGUUCCACGUCACACCAUCACCUUCCGUUCUGUGAGCACGUGAAAAUUGUGAGCAGCAGUACAACCAAACGCAACCAAACAUGAGCGUCGCGGACAACUUUACCGACUUCUAUUCCGGCACAUCGUUCGUCUUUCGGAUGGCGGUGGACGAGUACAACAGUGAGCGCAACUGGACCGGCCUUAUCGAUCGCUACUGGUUGAUCGUGGAGGAACUGAUCGCUGAUCCCCGAGCGAAACAGCUUCCCUUCAUGGACAAUCCACUGCCGACGCUAGGCAUGAUCAUCUGCUACCUCUUGUGGGUUCUCCUGAUCGGUCCGAUGUACAUGCGCGACCGUAAGCCGAUGGACUUGCGACGCGUGAUCAUCUUCUACAACCUGUUUCAGGUGCUCCUCAGUGGCUACAUGUUCUACGAGCACCUGAUGGCCGGUUGGGUGAGGGGUUACAGUUUAACGUGUCAAACGGUAGACUACACCGAUAGUCCCCUUUCGAGAAGAAUGUUCAAUCUCUGCUACGUGUACUAUCUCUCGAAGCUGUCCGAGUUUGCCGACACGGUGUUCUUCGUUCUUCGUAAGAAGCAGUCCCAAAUUACCGACCUGCACGUAUAUCACCAUUCGCUUACACCGAUGGAGGCCUGGAUACUGACAAAAUUCAUUGCCGGUGGUAAUGCGACGCUGCCGAACGUGAUUAACAACUUCGUCCAUGUGCUAAUGUACUUCUACUACAUGCUGUCGGCAAUGGGAUAUAAAAUCUGGUGGAAAAAAUACAUGACAGAAGUUCAAAUUAUUCAAUUUGUUAUCUGUAUCGCGCACUGUAUCAACGCUCUCGUCACCGGUUGUCCGUUCCCGCGCUUCAUCACCACCCUGCUGCUUAUCAACGCAUCCAUCUUUCUGGCACUGUUCAUGAACUUCUAUAUCGAAAACUACAGGCGUAAAUCGAAACCGGCAGCCAGCAAGCUGACCACCGACGGUACACCAACGAUCGAACCAGCGAAGGAUGUUUCCGGUGUCCAAGAGCUUCCGGCGGUGGAGGUAUCCGAUGUGGCAAUGGUUGCGGCCAUUACUAAACCAGACCAAAACACUCAGUCACUCAAGGACGAUCCCGGUGCGGAACAGUCAGAAGACAUCAACAAUAACAGCAGCAGCCGGGUAGAGUUGGAAAAGAAACCAAUGGACGAGACCGCGCUGGAGGGAAAGCCUGAACUGGAAUGUGAAGGAAGUACCGUCGAGGAGGUAAUCAUGGAGACGGUGAAAGAGUACCCACCACAGGACACUAACGGACUGAGGCAACGAAUAGUGCUGGAGACGGCCGAAGAAAGCCGAACGGGGUCAACAAAAAUGGUGGAACUUGCAAGCGGUUGAGCACGCGGUUUCACAGCCGAUGGGCCCCAACGCCUGCAUAGUGUGUGUGUGUAUGUGUGUGCGCGUGUAGAUUUAUGUAUGGUUGAGUCGCAUUUUAUUUUUCUGUCUUUUUUUAAAAACACAAACACACACAUGGAAACGAAAAGUCCGAACUAGGAAGAUAGAUCACUCAGUUUUAGUCAGUCCGUGCGUAUACACGGCCGGGGGGAGGGUGUUCUUCCUAUAAAAUGGGGGAUGAUCGUGUUUCGUGUCCCAUAGUCGGAAGUAAAGCAAAUCUUUAACGAAAAAAAAACACAAGAAACAACCUUAGCAGUGUAAAAAGAUAGCGAGCAAAACUGUAUCUAAGAGCGAGCCAUUUGCUGGACUGUGCGCGGUCCUUGUCCAGCUCGUUCCCGACGGAUGAGCUUUAGCAUUAAGUCAACGAAAUGUGCGUGUGCGAGAGAAACAAGACACAAAAUGCAGUAACACAUCUUUAACGAAAA